Sporisorium graminicola is the source of this 1953-nucleotide messenger RNA. RefSeq lists its product as uncharacterized. The coding region runs from base 1 to 1953 and encodes 650 amino acids. Gene Ontology annotation, molecular function: oxidoreductase activity, acting on the CH-CH group of donors. The transcript has a single exon. The record is from RefSeq and is a predicted model, not a curated record. Lineage: Eukaryota; Fungi; Basidiomycota; Ustilaginomycetes; Ustilaginales; Ustilaginaceae.
AUGAGAGCAGAAGAAGGCUUCCAAUUCGAACGCUUUCGCGUCGCCUCGCCAUGGUCCUCGGACCCUGCCCUGCGACUCACCAUCCUCCGCCUCUUCUCCACUGGAAAACACGCGCUCAGCACCUCCGAAAUCCACCGCCUCUUCAACAGCCUAGCUGCCUUUGGCAAAAAGGUCGAAGGCGAAUAUGCCGACAUCGCCAACACGCUCGACAGUCCGCAACACGAGCCCACGCUGGUCCAGUACGACGCCUGGGGUCAACGCAUCGACAAGCUCGUAACGGGUGAAGGCUGGAAGCGUCUUAAGGGUGUCUGUGCGGAAGAGGCCAUUGUCGCCGAAUCCUACUCCCGCGAUGAGGCCAAGAAUGGAGGAGGCCGCGACAGGAUUGGCCAGCAUGCUCGGCUGUUUGCGUUUGUGCGCAGCGUUAUGUAUGCGCCCGUCUCCAAAGUGGUGCUGUGCCCCAUCAGCAUGACGGACGGCGCGGUGCGUGUGCUCGAAAUGUUUGGAACAGAGAAGCAGAAGCAGGAAGCCAUUCCAAGGCUGUGCAGCACCGAUCCGCGCACAGCGUGGACGGCGGGUCAGUGGAUGACCGAGCGUCCUGGUGGAUCCGACGUCUCUCGCACCGAGACGGUCGCCAAGCCGCUCGACCCGAAGAAAAAGCCGCAAGCCGGCGACCAGUUCGUUAUCAGCGGUUUCAAGUGGUUCUCCUCCGCCACAGACGGAGACAUCGCCCUAGCCCUCGCCCGCACCAACGACGACCUCAAGCUCGGCUCGAAAGGCCUCUCGCUCUUCCUCAUCAAGAUCCGCGACGACCAGACAGGCAAGCUCAACGGCAUCCGCGUCCACCGGCUCAAGCGCAAGCUCGGCACCAAGUACCUCCCCACCGCCGAACUCGAGCUCGACGGCUGCAUCGGCGAGCUCGUCGGUGAAAUCGGUCGUGGUGUCGCCACCAUCUCGUCGGUGCUCAACAUCACGCGGCUCUACUCGGCCGGAGGCGCGGUGGGUGCGCUCUCGUGGGGGUUGCGCUCGGCUACGGCGUAUGCACAGAUCCGACCCGCUCUGGGAGGAAGCAAGCUGGACAAGCUGCCGCUGCACACGGACCAGCUGUUGAAGGUGACAGUGACGUACCGAGUGUUUUUGCAGAUCUUUUUCUCCAAUGUGCUGCUCAUGGGGGCGAGCGAGUCGGGGCAGGCGAGCAAGCGCGAUCAGCUGCGGUUGCGACUGCUGACACCGGCGCUCAAGGCGUUUGUCGCCACCCGUGCUUCGGAGAGCUACCUGACACUGAUCGAGUCAUUCGGUGGACAAGGGUAUAUGGAGGAAGUGGGUAUGGGCGAGAUGCUGCGCGACUGCACCGUCGAGCGCAUCUGGGAAGGCACGCCCGCCAUCCUCUCGCUCGACGUGCUGCGCGUCCUCGUCCAGUCCAAAGGCCAAGCGCUCAUCGAGUUCUUCCAAGACAUUGGCGCCAUCCUCACCUCGCUCCCCUCCCAACUCACCUCGCAGCUCGACCCACAGAUCAAACUGCUCGCCAACAUUGUGCGCGAAACAUCGUCCAUCCUCACCAGCCUCGACCUCGAACGCCAUCUCGGCACGACAGACUUGCGAUUCAGCCGAUACCUGCUCGACCUGAUCAUGGCCAUCCAGGGCUCGGCGCUGUUGCUCCAGCACACCGCAUGGAAGGCGACUGAGUUGGCCGCGAGCAGUGAGCUGCAGCGCUUGGCCGGGGUGCGCGCGGAUGAGCGAGAGAUCGAGCAGGACGUGCAUCUGAUUCGACUGUGGAUCGGCGGCGGGGAGGAUGCGGGCGCGGCUGGGUUCGCGGAUCUCGUGCGGCUGGUGUCGCAGCUUCGGGCGGCUACGUCGGGCGGACCGGGUGACGGGCAGCAGGCGGUCGAGUUGGGCCACUCGCUCGUGUACUCGUGGACACAGCAGGCCAGUGCGGACCUCCAGAGUCGUUUGUAA